UGCUGUCAUUUCAUGACUACAUAAUCCAAGUGAAUAGUCUGAACCACUCUGGGCAACACACAGAAGCCAUGACAGAUUUACAGGUCAACGGUUGUGAUUGGUCUCUCUCUACUAAUAAGACAAACCAUCGUACCGAUGCCUUUGACAACGAAGCACUCAUCCUCAGGAGAGGUCAACCCUUCACCAUCACAUUGCAUUUCAACCGACCUCUACAGUCUGGAGAGAAAGUUAUAUUCAUAACUGAGACUGGUCCAUCUCCAUCAGAAGAACGCAAAACAAGAACUACAUUUUCACCCUUUGAAAAUUCAAAUCAGAAGUCAUGGAGCUCAGUCUUAGCAUCCAGUAACUCUAAUGCCUUGACGGUGGCUAUCAAUAGUCCUUCUGAUGCAGUAAUUGGAUAUUAUAUCCUUAGUGUCUCUAAGAAUACCGGAAGCAUGCAGGCAGCGUCUCCACAACCUAUUGGUGGAUUCUACAUCCUCUUCAACCCCUGGUUACAAGAAGAUGACGUGUUUCUAGUGGAUGAGAAUGAGAGACAAGAAUAUGUUCUAAAUGAAAGAGGGGUGCUAUUUAUGGGAAGUGAUACUGAAAUGUCGUUUAUGACUUGGAACUACAAUCAGUUUGAGAAAAGCAUACUGGAAAUCUGCUUUGCUAUUUUGGAUAAAAGUAUCAAUUGCCAAAAAGAUCCAGUUGCAGAUGUCGCCCAGAGGAAUGACCCCCUAUAUGUGUGUAGAGUGCUUAAUGCCACAGUAAACAGUAAAGAUGAAGAUGGCGUGCUUGUGGAAAACUGGAGUGGAUUCUAUGAGGAUGGCGUUAGCCCUAUCAGCUGGAAUGGAAGUUCUGUUAUUUUAAAGAACUGGUACUUCAAGGGAUACAAGCCUGAGAAAUAUGGCCAGUGCUGGGUGUAUGGUGGAGUCCUCUGCACAGUGCUGCGAUGUUUGGGAAUACCAACUCGAGUGAUCACCAACUUCAACUCUGCCCAAGACAAGAAUGCAAAUCUAUAUAUUGACGUUCUUUAUGAUCACCGUGGAUCUAGCAAUGAAUCUGUGCAGGAUUUGAUAUGGAAUUUUCAUGUCUGGAAUGAGGCUUGGUUCACUCGUAAAGAUUUAGCUCCAGCUUACAAUGGAUGGCAAGUGAUGGAUUCAACACCACUGGAGAAAAGUGACGGAAUAUAUCGUUGUGGUCCUGCACCUCUUGUGGCUAUAAAAGAAGGUGACGUUGACCUUAAUUAUGAUGUAGCCUUCAUGUUUGCAUCUGUGAAUGCUGAUCUUUCACACUGGAUCUACUACAAUGAUGGCACAAAGAAAAGAAUUUCUAAUGACACCAAAUACAUUGGCAAAUUUAUAAGCACAAAAGCUGUGGGAAGUGAUGACCGAGUGGAUGUCACAAAUAAAUACAAAUACCCAGAAGGUUCAUCGGAGGAAAGACAGGUGUUCGAGAAAGCAGUCAACAAAUUAUUAGAUAGUCCUUUAGUGGAACUUGAGAAAAAACUAUUAUAUUUCAGAAAAAGAGGUGAGGAGAAACCAAGAAGAGGCACAGUCUUGUCUGGAAUGUUCAGUCUUCCCCAAGUUCCCAGUCUUGGUCAAAAUAUAGAUAUAUUACUGAGCUUGCAGAACCUGGCAGCAGACAACAUUAAAGUGAUUGUGAACAUCACCUCCUCCAGCAUACUUUACACUGGGAGACAUAAAUAUGAGAUCUGGGCAGAUACAAAGAUUGUACCACUGACGCCAAAUGAAGGGAAACACAUCUCAAUCCCUUUGACAUACGCUCAGUAUAAACAGUAUAUGAGUGAAGACAAUCUAAUCCGCAUGACGGCUUUGUGUGAGGUUGAAGGGACAGAGGAACGCAUUUUGGUGGAGAAGGACAUCAUCUUGGUAAAGCCUCCAAUGACUAUCAAGUGUCCAAAUCAGGCUAAAAUAAAAUCAGCCUUCGAAGCUGAAGUUAUUAUCACCAACACUUUAUCGGAAACAAUGGACUCCUGCGUCUUGCUGAUCGAAGGAAGUGGUCUUAUUGGUGAAUUUAUCCAAAAAGACCUGCCAUCUCUGAAGCCUGGAGAAAAAACAGAGGCUACCUUUUUAAUCACUGCCUUCAAGACCGGCAGUAAAACAUUGAUUGCCACCUUCUCCUGUGAUAAGAUAAAGAAUAUUAAAAGCUAUCACAACAUUACUGUGGUUUCUUAAUCCAAUAGUACUAGUCCAGAAUCUGCGUAGUCGUUACUGACCAUGUCCUGACAACCUGGCCGUGUUACGAAGAAAACCUAGUAAUAACGUCUACUUGUGAUUCCUGAUUCUUGUGCUCUCCAGUACUGUGUGCAAUAAACAUAUUGUCACUAUGAAUUCUUAUUGGACUGUACAGCUAUGGUUAAUUUGUUCUCACUGUGUUUUUUAUCAAAUGCUCUACCUCUUCAGUACUGUAUAAAUGUCAUCA
Bufo bufo (common toad) is the source of this 2424-nucleotide messenger RNA. RefSeq names its product protein-glutamine gamma-glutamyltransferase E-like. Gene Ontology annotation, molecular function: protein-glutamine gamma-glutamyltransferase activity. Gene Ontology annotation, biological process: peptide cross-linking. The transcript has 13 exons. The coding region runs from base 69 to 2177 and encodes 702 amino acids. The record is from RefSeq and is a predicted model, not a curated record. Lineage: Eukaryota; Metazoa; Chordata; Amphibia; Anura; Bufonidae.